This is a messenger RNA of Gavialis gangeticus (Gharial), 2829 nucleotides long. RefSeq names its product transmembrane 9 superfamily member 4 (gene TM9SF4). Gene Ontology annotation, biological process: protein localization to membrane. The record is from RefSeq and is a predicted model, not a curated record. The transcript has 18 exons. Lineage: Eukaryota; Metazoa; Chordata; Crocodylia; Gavialidae. Bases 16 to 2019 code for a protein of 667 amino acids. Gene Ontology annotation, cellular component: membrane.
ACCGGCUCCGUCGCCAUGGCGAUAAGCGCCCAAGCCAACCAGCGGCCACUUCCGUUGACGUCCUUCCUGACACGUGGAUCCAAGAUGGCGGCAUCGGGGGCCAUGGAAUGUCUGAGUUUGCUGCUGCUGCUGUUCUCACUGUUCCAUGGAAUGGGCUCGUUCUACGUCCCAGGUGUCGCGCCUAGGAAUUUCCACCGGAAUAGUCCCGUAGAAAUCAAGGCUGUGAAGCUCACGAGUUCACGGACCCAGCUGCCGUACGAGUACUACUCAUUGCCUUUCUGUCGCCCCUCUGUGAUAACCUACAAGGCUGAGAAUCUGGGGGAGGUCCUGCGGGGGGACCGCAUUGUAAACACACCGUUCCAGGUCUUCAUGAGCACGGAGAAGAAGUGUGAGAUUCUUUGCAACCACCUCAAUGAGCCAGUCUCCCUGGACGUGGAGCAGGCCAAGCUGAUUGCAGAGCGGAUCAGGGAAGACUACUAUGUCCACCUCAUUGCUGAUAACCUUCCCGUGGCUACACGCCUGGAGUUCUACUCCAAUCGGGAUGAGGAGGAGAAGAAGAAGGAGAAAGACGUGCAGUUUGAGCAUGGAUAUAGGCUGGGCUUCAUGGAUGGAAAUAAGUUCUACCUGCACAACCACCUCUCCUUCAUCCUUUACUACCACAGAGAGGAGGUGGAGGAGAAUCAGGAGCCCACCUACAGGGUUGUGCGCUUUGAAGUGGUUCCCCAGAGCAUUAAGCUGGAAGACCUGAAGGUUGAUGAGAAGGGCCUGUGCACCCUGCCUGAAGCUGCAGGCUCAGCCCCUCAGGAGAUAGAUCCCACCAAGAAGAACUUGCUGCUCUUCACCUACUCUGUCCACUGGGAGGAGAGCGACAUUAAAUGGGCUUCCCGCUGGGACACCUACCUGACCAUGAGCGACGUGCAGAUCCACUGGUUCUCCAUCAUUAACUCAGUUGUGGUUGUCUUCUUCCUCUCUGGCAUUCUGAGCAUGAUCAUCAUCCGUACUCUCAGGAAGGACAUUGCCAACUAUAACAAAGAAGAUGAUAUUGAAGACACCAUGGAGGAGUCUGGUUGGAAGCUUGUGCAUGGUGAUGUCUUCAGGCCUCCCCAGUAUCCCAUGAUCCUCAGCUCCCUAUUGGGUUCUGGAAUUCAGCUUUUUUGCAUGAUCCUGAUAGUCAUCUUCGUUGCCAUGCUGGGGAUGCUGUCGCCAUCUAGCCGGGGUGCUCUGAUGACCACGGCCUGCUUUCUCUUCAUGUUCAUGGGGGUUUUCGGGGGGUUCUUUGCUGGCCGUUUGUAUCGAACUCUGAAAGGCCAUCGGUGGAAGAAAGGAGCUUUCUGCACUGCUAUCCUGUACCCUGGCGUGGUCUUUGGGAUCUGCUUCAUCCUGAACUGUUUCAUCUGGGGAAAGCACUCCUCUGGAGCAGUUCCUUUCCCCACCAUGUUGGCUUUGCUCUGCAUGUGGUUUGGCAUCUCCCUGCCCUUGGUCUACCUGGGCUAUUACUUUGGGUUUCGCAAGCAGCCGUACGAUAACCCUGUGCGGACCAAUCAGAUUCCAAGGCAGAUCCCGGAGCAGAGGUGGUACAUGAAGAAGUUUGUUGGGAUUCUGAUGGCUGGCAUUCUGCCCUUCGGAGCCAUGUUCAUUGAACUGUUCUUCAUCUUCAGCGCGAUCUGGGAGAACCAGUUCUAUUACCUCUUCGGCUUUCUCUUCCUGGUCUUUAUCAUUCUCGUGGUGUCCUGCUCCCAGAUCAGCAUUGUCAUGGUGUACUUCCAGCUGUGUGCCGAGGACUAUCGCUGGUGGUGGAGGACCUUCUUGGUAUCAGGAGGAUCUGCCUUCUACGUGCUGAUCUACGCCAUCUUCUACUUUGUGAACAAGCUGGAUAUCGUUGAGUUCAUUCCCUCUUUGCUAUAUUUUGGCUACACAGCCCUCAUGGUCCUGUCCUUCUGGCUCCUCACCGGCACCAUUGGCUUCUAUGCAGCCUACAUGUUUGUCCGCAAGAUCUACGCCGCUGUGAAAAUAGACUGAAGAGGCACAGACUGGGCAGGAAGUAGACACCUCUGUGGGCAUGUCCUCCUGGGCAGGAAGGGGGAGUUUCUCCCAGUUCUUUUAAGGAAAAAAAACAAAAACCCAACGGGAGAGUGACAAGAGAAAUUUUAAAACUCCUCAUUUCGGAAUGUAAUUUCUGGCACAGUGUACAUGGAUUCUGGGGCUACUUCUGGGGGAGAGGGGUCUGUAGAUACUUUGCAUUUUAACUUUAUGAUCUUAUUGCAGUUUGGAGGGAUUUUUUUUAUCUGAGAAAUAUCCCUCUGUGUAAGUCAACCCCCGCCCCCCUUUUUUGUUAAUUCAUUCUUUUUUUUUAUGUUGAAUAACAAAUGGAUCUGAGACGGCAGUGGCAACACUUGUGCAAAUGUUUGCUCUAGCCCCUAGGACACGUAGGUUCUGGGGGGACCUUCAGACCAGUAACACAACAGGCCGGGCCAGGCCUCGUGUCUACGUGGAAGAUGUGGAGGGUGCUUCCGGCUGUGGCCAGGGAGGGGGAUCUGAAAGGCCUGUCCUGCAUGAGAAUGGCAUGCUCCGGCUACAGCAGUUUCAGCUCCAUCCCUGUUUACAGUUCCACAGAGGUGCCACGCAGAACCUGGCAAGUGCAAUUUCACCUGGAGAGGGCUUGAGAACUGAUGCCUUCCACGUUGCUUCUCCCUCCCCCUCACCUUUGGACAUCGCAUGCCACUCUGGAUGCGUGAAGCUGGAGAGGUUUGGAAGGGUGGGACAUCUCUCCUGGAAGAGCUGAAUCAUCUGUAGGGGCAACAGGAUGGAGUGGGCUGUGGUGUUACACUG